Molecule: messenger RNA, 579 nt
Organism: Sitophilus oryzae (rice weevil)
Lineage: Eukaryota; Metazoa; Arthropoda; Insecta; Coleoptera; Curculionidae
Exons: 3
Coding region: 147-473 (108 amino acids)
Molecular function (GO): peptidase inhibitor activity
Source: RefSeq, a predicted model, not a curated record
UUAUGUAGAAACCGCAGUGAACUGGAACGUACCUAUCUGAUUGGUAGUUUCCUCUAGAUUUUUCAGAGUUAUAAUAAAAAAUUUAACACUACACGCAUUUAAGUUCUUUGUGUAUGUAGUUAAGUAGGCAGAGAUUAACAAAGAUCAUGAAUAUAUCUAAUAAAUUGAUAGUUAUUCUUUCUUUUGUUACAGUUUUAAUAGUUACGGCAGAAUGUUCAAUGUGCAAACCAUUAUCCCUGUUCAAAGUGGAUUGUAAUGUUUGUUUUUGCAGUCCCAGCGGCAGACAGUAUUCUUGUGAACGAAAAAUGUGCGAAAAGGUUCCGGACUAUAGUAAGUUUAACAAAGAGUUUGACAAAGAUGGGAGGUUGAUUUUAAGACCAAAAACAAGGUACCAAUCAAAGAACGCUUCUGAGAAUGAUUUUAUAUCGGAUAGGAACCAAGUAAAUUCAAUAAAUACCGAGAAAACUGUAUAAAAAACUGUACCUUAAUAUGAAAUAUUUAAGAUUUUUUGUUAUCUAUACCAAAGACUUUCAUUUUACUUAACAAUUCACAUAAUAAACUAAUUUUUUAUUACUCUAA